AGCAACCUGUACAUUCUCUCCCAAAGCAAGGAUGACUUUGGUCAGGCUCCGGAGGAGUUUCCGGCAGGUGUCUCCUCAGGUGGUGCUCUUUUUGCUGUUUGCCUUCUGCCUGCUCAGCGUUUUUGUCUCAGCCUAUUAUUUAUAUGGGUGGAAGAGGGGUCUGGAGCCCUCAGGGGACAUCCCUAGCCCGGAUUGUGAUGAGCCGAAGGUUGCCCCUUCGCGCCUCCUCCCAUUAAAGCCCAUCAAAGUUGUGGAUUCCUCUCGCACAGACCCCUUGGUUCUUGUGUUUGUGGAAAGCCUUUACUCUCAACUGGGCCAGGAGAUUGUGGCCAUCUUGGAAUCCAGUCAUUUCAAAUAUCUGACAGAGAUUGCUCCAGGGAAAGGGGACAUGCCCACGCUGACAGACAAGGACCGAGGGCGUUUUGCACUGAUCAUCUAUGAGAACAUCUUGAAGUAUGUGAACCUGGAUGCCUGGAACCGUGAGCUCUUGGACAAGUACUGUGUUGAAUAUGGCGUAGGAAUCAUUGGCUUUUUCAAGGCCAAUGAGAACAGCUUGCUGAGUGCUCAACUGAAGGGCUUUCCCCUCUUUCUCCACUCCAAUCUUGCACUUAAGGACUGCAGCAUCAAUCCCAAAUCACCACUUCUGUACAUCACACGACCCAGCGAGGUAGAGAAGGGGCUUCUUCCAGGGGAAGACUGGACAGUCUUUCAGUCAAACCAUUCCACCUAUGAGCCAGUCCUCCUGGCUAAAACUAAGUCAGCAGAAUCCAUCCCACACAUGAGCAUCGAUGCGGCACUCCAUACCACUGUGGUACAGGACUUAGGUCUUCACGAUGGCAUCCAGAGAGUCCUUUUUGGCAACAACCUCAACUUUUGGCUGCACAAACUGGUCUUUGUGGACGCUGUCUCUUUCCUCACUGGCAAGAGGCUUUCCCUCCCCCUUGACCGUUACAUUUUGGUAGACAUUGACGAUAUCUUUGUCGGCAAGGAGGGUACGCGGAUGAAGGUGGACGAUGUUAAGGCUCUGUUUGAUACCCAGAAUGAACUGCGCACCCAUAUCCCAAAUUUCACCUUCAAUCUGGGUUACUCAGGGAAAUUCUUCCACACAGGUACAGAUGCAGAAGACGAGGGAGAUGACCUGCUGCUUUCCUAUGUCAAGGAGUUCUGGUGGUUCCCCCACAUGUGGAGUCACAUGCAGCCUCACCUCUUCCAUAAUCAGUCUGUGCUGGCUGACCAAAUGACCAUGAACAAAAAGUUUGCUAUUGAGCAUGGUAUCCCCACUGACAUGGGAUAUGCAGUGGCACCCCAUCAUUCAGGCGUGUAUCCAGUCCAUGUUCAACUGUAUGAAGCCUGGAAGCAAGUUUGGGGGAUCAGAGUCACAAGCACCGAAGAAUACCCUCACCUCAAACCAGCCCGCUACCGGCGAGGUUUUAUCCACAAUGGAAUCAUGGUUCUCCCACGACAAACAUGUGGCUUGUUCACUCAUACCAUAUUCUAUAAUGAAUAUCCUGGUGGUUCCAAUGAACUGGAUAAGAUCAUUAAUGGAGGCGAACUGUUUCUGACUGUGCUACUUAACCCUAUCAGUAUCUUCAUGACUCACCUCUCCAAUUAUGGGAAUGACCGUCUUGGUUUGUACACCUUUAAACACCUCGUCCGCUUCCUCAACUCCUGGACUAACUUGAAGUUGCAGACACUGCCACCUGUGCAACUAGCACAGAAGUAUUUCCAGAUAUUUUCAGAGGAGAAAGACCCUCUUUGGCAAGAUCCCUGUGAGGACAAACGGCACAAGGACAUUUGGUCCAAAGAGAAGACCUGUGACCGGUUUCCCAAGCUGCUAAUCAUUGGUCCUCAGAAGACAGGCACGACAGCCCUCUACCUGUUCCUGGGAAUGCACCCUGACCUGAGCAGUAACUAUCCCAGCUCAGAGACCUUUGAAGAGAUUCAGUUCUUCAAUGGGCAUAAUUACCAUAAAGGCAUUGACUGGUAUAUGGAGUUUUUCCCUAUCCCUUCCAAUACCACUUCUGACUUCUAUUUUGAGAAGAGUGCCAAUUACUUUGACUCAGAAGUAGCACCCAGGAGGGCAGCCGCACUCCUUUCCAAAGCUAAAAUAAUCACCAUCCUCAUUAAUCCAGCAGAUCGGGCAUACUCAUGGUACCAGCACCAGCGAGCUCAUGAUGACCCAGUUGCUCUGAAGUACACCUUUCAUGAGGUGAUUACAGCUGGGCCUGAGGCUUCUCAGAAGCUCCGGACAUUACAGAACCGCUGCCUUGUACCAGGCUGCUAUGCUACUCACAUUGAACGUUGGUUGAAUAAUUUCCAUGCCAACCAGAUUCUUGUUUUGGAUGGCAAACUGCUACGCACAGAACCAGCUAAAGUGAUGGAAACAGUCCAGAAAUUCCUUGGAGUGACAAACAUCAUAGAUUACCACAAAACUUUAGCGUUUGAUCCCAAAAAAGGAUUUUGGUGCCAACUACUGGAGGGAGGGAAAACCAAGUGCUUGGGCAAAAGCAAAGGACGGAAAUACCCAGAGAUGGAUUUAGAUUCACGAGCAUUCUUGAGGGACUAUUACAGGGACCACAACAUAGAGCUAUCCAAGCUACUGUAUAAAAUGGGCCAGACACUGCCAACGUGGUUGCGGGAGGAACUCCAGAACACUAGAUAACCACUUUGUAUCUGUUCUGUAUUGAGCAAUAGUAGAAUGAGUCCAUGGUGAGGAUCUCAGAAGUGUACACCAAGCCAAAAUGUUGUGCUACAGUGUGGGAUAUGCAACCAGGGAAGAAGCAUUUUGAGCAAUACCCACUCAAGGUCAUCCGGCAGCAAAAGGAAAAAUGGGCCUGUGAAGUUAACAUUGUAGCUUGGAAGAAAUCAGCCACCUGAAACCUACUGGAGCUGAGCGCUUGCUAUUGCCUAGAGGCCAAACCAGCAUUACACAGACCUCUUCCACUUUGCCCAGGAGCCAUGCUUUACUGCUAGAAUUGAGGCUGUCUCCUAGUCUAUAAUGCCACUUCUUGGUGAAGAGAAUCCAUGAAGGAUUUGCUCUUUUCUCCACACUUCAAUCCCAACACCUGAUGUAGUAUUACAGUAAGAAAUCUCCUACUGCUCACAUGGUGGAGUUAGGAAAAAGGGAUUGAAGGACUUACCACAGGAGCUGAUUAGUAAUAGUUCUUGCACCGUAAGAGUUAGGAGAAGAACAAGAUGAGUAAUAUGAACUUUGAACCAGAUGGAGGCCCUGCUACAAGCACGGACCUGAUUAUGCAAUUUGGACUCAAACCCAGACUGGACUGAGAUGGUAUUAAUGGAGUACACAGUUCUUAGCAAAAAGAGAUGUUUUGUUUGUUUACUUUUGUUUUAAUACAAGGUGACUUGUAUUAAAGACUGGUGCUGGCAAUAUUUAGAUUAUUCCAGAUGGAUUAUUUAUUUCCAUCUUCUUAUUUUGGGGGUUGUACUUGGUUGGGUGGGGGAGGAACACGGGUAGGAAUACACACACACCUGACAAAAUGCUUGGUGCAAAAGAGCUUGCUCCAGAGGGUUAACCUGACAUGUCCUUGUCUAUCUGCAUUUUUAAUGUGAGGGAGUUCCUGUGAUUGAAGACAAGGGUGGUUUGGUAUCCUAGCUACUUCUAAUACAUAUGACCUACCAGCUCAGAACAGCAAAAUGGUAUUCUAGAAGGUUGUGUCAGCCUUGGAUUAAUGCCUGCCAAAAAGAUUACUUAAGAAUAGUGAACCUCUGAAGCAUCAUAACAACAGUAUUUUAGUAACUUCCUUCUUGAGCUUUCUUUUGUGUGUAUGUGUGGGGGGGGGCAGAAGCUGGAGUUUGUGUUUCAGGUAUUAGGUUUUUGUUUUUCAACCCUUCAUCAUUGAAUGAGAAUUGAUUAGUUGAUCUGCUGACAUAAUGUCCUUGUAUGAGAAGAAUUUUAAAGGUUGAGUUUUUCCCCACCAGCUUAGCCUAGUCAUCUCUUCCAGUAUUUCUAACUGGAGCUGUAACUGGGAAGGUCUGUUAAGACAGCAGCAGUAGUUUGUGAAGUGCCUGUGCAUAUAUAAUAUUUACAAGCAGGCUGUGGAUGGUAAUGUCAUUCAGAUAAAAGAAUGAGUAUGAGUGAGUUUUUUCUCUCUUUGGGGGAUAAAUUGACAUGUUAACAAGAACAACAAAUGUUUUUGUCACUUAAUCAUUCUUAUUUAUGGCUUAAGCCUAGGUUGUGUUGGAGGAGUGCUUUGCAUAUCAGAGGUGGGAUUCACAUUACAGAGUAUAGUUCUUUGGGAUCUAAGCUCAAAUAGGUCUGGUAACAUCAACAGCAAAAGCCUUGAAAGUAAAGCCAGUGGAAGGGACUUGGUAGAUCAGGCACUCAAAUGUUAAGCAUAGAAAAUGGAAUGAGGAGAAGGGGUUUACUGAUGGUUAUCUCACCAGAUUACCUUUGUGCCCUUGCUUAAGAGCUACCCAAGAGAAUCUAGCUGGCCAUUGCUGAAAACAAUAAGCUGAACUGGCUGGAUCCAGAUGGAAAUCUCUUUCCCCGUUGCUCCCAUAAAGUAUCUUUCAUACUAGCUACAAUCUAAUGGUUGCCAGACAGAUACUGUCUUCCCCUGACACUGUGCCUGACUGCCAUCUUGUGGAUUAGCCCAGAAAGUGCAGAUGGCCUUUAACUGUUUUUUCCUCAUUGUUUUUUCAACCGUAGUAUCAAUAGGAGAGGUGCAAGCAGAAUAGAAGCAUUUAAAAAUCUGAAUUGGUGAUAAUGCUGUUGUGAUAAUGCCUCUUUUUAAAAAUUAAUACAGUGUUUCACCUGUGGCCUUCUACACCAAGAGACUUUGAAAAUAUGCUGGCAGUGAAAAGACAUUUUCUCUCCAGGCACAUAGUCCAGACAAACCACUUUUCCAUUUUGGUAGAAGGAGCAUACCAGAUUAUACUCUGGUACUUUUUGCUAUAUCUUAAAUAUGUAAGCAGGCAGGAGAUAGAUGCAUGUGAGUAACUACUGCCAACAUGACUCCAAGCCCUAGUGGGGCAAGUGAGAAAGCUAGAAUAUGAAGAUUUUUUAACUUUUCACAAUGUGAAAGAAGGCACUGGACCUUCCAAAUUAAUUGUUAUCCUGAUUGACAGAUGCAAAAGAAGUAGAAACAAAUAAUUCUUAAUUGUUCAAAUGCAGUGCUGAGAAGCACUCCACUGACUUACUUGCAAUCUGGACAGCAAAGGUAUUGUAAAUCUGCUAGAACAGAGAGUGUGGGAAGGUCCAUAUUUAUUUGCCACAUUCUGAUGUGUUUCUAUUUAAGAAACCUUUUCUUGGAGAAGAUGGCAUCUGGGCUUCACUGCCCUCCCAGACAUACUGCUGUACUAACUUUGCUACAGCUUUGAUUCUCUGAAAUAAAGUUUAUAAUUCAGUUCAUCACCUGUGUCUUCAGUUUAGAGCAAGAGAUGGGGUUAGUGAAUGGUUUCUACAUAAUAUAAUAUACUUUGCUUUACCAGUGGAAUGUAAUUUAUACAGUACUUGAGCUGGAGACUCCUUAAUAUUCCAGUCCCAUUCCUGACCCCAUCUUCUCUGUGGGUUCCCUGCCCAGUGUCAUGAUGGUUAUCACACAGGUUUAAAUGAUGUGUAAAUGGAAAUCCUAGCACCAUUUGUCUGUUUGAAGGAUGCCAGUGAAGGCCCUUAGGAGAGAACUCUAGAAAUCACUUUAGCAGAUGAACUGCAGAGGGCAUUGUUCAUUCCCAUGUACACCACUGUCUCUAUCUUUUUUAAAUAAUGAUGUAGAAGUUUUAAUAAAUAAAAUAAGUAAUAAAUAAAAAUUGUGAAGCUUAAUGCUAGCUCCUGAAAAGAGCAUUCUACAUAUGUAUGGCAUCACAUUGCCAAAGAGACAAAUGCAUAAUAAAACAGAACAAAUUAAAGUUCUGCAAGCUUACUGUUUGAAAGUAUUAAUUUGAUCUUUUCUCAAAUGCUGGUAUGAUUUAGCUUGCACUGGGUGAAGAGAAAUUUGCCUCUUACACUUGUUCAGUUGGUCAGAAAUUGUCACAAGGCAUCACUUUCCCUAGCUGAGCAAACUUUAAGAAGGACAAAUUGUGUUUCAUUACAAUGUUUUUCCUAAAUGAAAGGAGGAGCCUUGGGGGAGGGGGUGUUCAUUUUUAUUUUUGCAUGAGAUUCUAUAUGGUUUCCCAUUGGGUGAAAGGUAUCUUCUUAGAGGGAGGGAGGAAAGGGGAAGGAAUACUUUUAAGAGUCUUUCUCCCAUAUUUUUAAUUGUAUUUGAACUCAUUUUGGGUUCAGAAAACUGUGUCACUAAUGUAAGGUCCUGUUGAACUAACUGCUAAUAAAAUGGGGUUAUCUGUUUUUA
Molecule: messenger RNA, 6308 nt
Organism: Sceloporus undulatus (fence lizard)
Lineage: Eukaryota; Metazoa; Chordata; Lepidosauria; Squamata; Phrynosomatidae
Gene: NDST1
Product: N-deacetylase and N-sulfotransferase 1
Exons: 14
Coding region: 32-2662 (876 amino acids)
Cellular component (GO): Golgi apparatus
Molecular function (GO): heparan sulfate N-sulfotransferase activity; deacetylase activity
Source: RefSeq, a predicted model, not a curated record